Molecule: messenger RNA, 2736 nt
Organism: Eurytemora carolleeae
Lineage: Eukaryota; Metazoa; Arthropoda; Copepoda; Calanoida; Temoridae
Gene: AP-1-2beta
Product: AP-2 complex subunit beta
Biological process (GO): intracellular protein transport; vesicle-mediated transport
Cellular component (GO): clathrin adaptor complex; membrane coat
Molecular function (GO): clathrin binding
Source: RefSeq, a predicted model, not a curated record
AAUUGAAGAAGUUGGUUUAUCUUUACUUGAUGAACUACGCCAAAUCCCAGCCCGACAUGGCGAUCAUGGCAGUUAACACUUUCGUGAAGGACUGUGAAGAUCCCAACCCUUUGAUCCGCGCGCUUGCAGUGCGCACCAUGGGGUGCAUCAGGGUUGAGAAGAUCACCGAGUAUCUUUGUGAACCCCUCAGAAAAUGCUUGAAGGAUGAGGAUCCCUAUGUACGGAAAACGGCUGCAGUAUCAGUAGCUAAGCUACAUGAUAUCAACGCUGGAUUAGUUGAAGAGCAGGGAUUUCUUGAUUCCUUAAAGGAACUGUUGGGGGAUUCCAAUCCUAUGGUUGUAGCCAACGCUGUUGCGGCAUUAUCUGAGAUAAACGAGUCUAGCCCUACAGGGAAACCAAUUAUCGAGAUGAAUACUGCCACUAUUAACAAGCUGCUGACUGCCCUAAAUGAAUGUACGGAGUGGGGACAGGUAUUUAUCCUCGACUCCCUGUCCAACUAUAACCCCAGCGAUGACCGGGAGGCGAAGUCUAUUUGUGAACGUAUUACUCCACGCCUUGCUCACGCAAACGCUGCUGUUGUUCUUUCGGCGGUCAAGGUUUUGAUGAAGUAUAUGGAGAUGAUGGGACAAGACUCCGACUCUGUAUCCAACCUGAGCAAGAAACUCUCUCCUCCACUUGUAACUCUUCUGUCUAGCGAACCUGAGGUUCAGUAUGUUGCAUUAAGGAAUAUAAACCUUAUAAUACAGAAGCGUCCUGAAAUCCUGAAACAUGAGAUGAAGGUUUUCUUUGUGAAGUACAACGAUCCUAUUUACAUCAAGUUGGAGAAGCUGGACAUUAUGAUCAGAUUAACCAGCCAAGCAAACAUUGCACAAGUUCUUUCAGAGCUUAAGGAGUAUGCCACUGAAGUCGAUGUUGACUUUGUGAGGAAGUCUGUAAGAGCAAUUGGUCGCUGCGCUAUUAAGGUGGAGCAGUCAGCCGAGAGGUGUGUCUCUACCCUUUUGGAUCUCAUUCAGACCAAAGUGAACUACGUGGUCCAGGAAGCUAUAGUAGUUAUCAAAGAUAUCUUCAGAAAGUAUCCCAACAAGUAUGAGAGUAUCAUCGCGACCCUUUGCGAGAAUCUUGAUACCUUGGAUGAACCCGAGGCUAGAGCCAGUAUGAUCUGGAUUAUUGGUGAGUACGCGGAGAGAAUUGAUAACGCAGAUGAACUUCUUGAAUCCUUCCUUGACAACUUUCACGAUGAGAAUAGUCAGGUUCAGCUUCAACUUCUGACAGGUAUUGUUAAACUGUUCCUGAAGCGUCCUACAGAUACACAGGAGUUGGUACAACAGGUUCUAUCCCUAGCUACUCAGGACUCUGAGAAUCCUGAUCUUCGAGAUCGUGGAUUUAUUUAUUGGAGACUUCUUUCUACCGAUCCUGCUGCUGCUAAGGACGUUGUACUCGCGGAGAAACCUCUCAUAGCUGAGGAAACUGAUUUACUUGAGCCUACUCUACUCGAUGAAUUGAUUUGUCACAUCUCUUCUCUUGCCAGUGUUUAUCAUAAACCUCCUACCGCAUUCGUCGAAGGAAAAGUCGGAUUGAAAAAGAUUCUGCCGACUAGGUCUGACGUGGAAGGUGAUUCUGACAUAAUGGCCGCCCAGGUAAUUCCUGAGCCAGGUUCACUUAUUGGAGACCUUCUCUCAAUGGAUCUUGGUGGUGGCGGAGGUUUAAUGCUAGGUGGUGCAGGGCAUCCUCCAGUCACUGAUCUUCUUGGAGGUGGUUUGGAUCAACUACUGGGUGGUUCACUUCCUGACACUGGAGCUGGAGGAAAUACAAAUAGUUUACUGGGAGACAUUUUCGGCAUGGGAAGCUCUGCACAUGCAGGUUAUAUUCCUCCAAAGCAGGUCUGGUUACCAGCUGCCAAAGGAAAAGGCUUAGAAAUUUCUGGAUCUUGGUCCAGGCGUAACAACGUAAUUCACAUGGAGAUGACGUUUAGCAACAAGGCACUGUCUGCAAUGCAGGGGUUCGCAAUCCAGCUGAACAAGAAUAGUUUUGGUUUGACACCAACCCAACCUCUCAACAUUCCGAUACUCAAUGCCAACCAAACCCUAGAUAUAUCUCUGCCUAUGAACUGUACCGGUGGAAUACAGAAGAUGGAACCUCUCUCAAAUAUUCAGGUUGCAAUAAAAAACAGCAUUGAUGUGUUCUAUUUCGCUUGCAUCGCUCCGCUCCACAUCUACUUUACUGAGGAUGGAAACAUGGAGAAGAAAACCUUCUUAGCUACCUGGAAGGAUAUUCCUGCGGCUAAUGAACUGCAGUACACUAUCAAUGACGUGGAGUGUACUUCGGACGGAAUCUCGACCAAGAUGGCGCAAAACAACGCGUUUACUGUUGCUAAGCGAACCCUAGAGGGCCAGGAUAUGAUUUAUCAAUCAAUCAAACUUUCAAACGGGAUCUGGGCUCUCGUAGAGCUGAAGCUACAGCCUGGUAAUCCUACAGUACAGCUCAGCUUCAAAUCUAGAGUUACAGAUAUAGCUCAGGGUAUAUUCCAGGUCUACGACGCAAUUCUUCACAACUGAUUUGUUCUUACGUAAUGUAUUUUAUUGUAUUGUAUUACAGAUGGAUGAUUUAAUUGUAAUAUUUAUUGUAUCUUCGUAAUUCCAAUUCGGAAAAUUUAAGGAUGAUUAUUAUAUUCAUUAUUUUACCAGUGUUUUAAGUAUUCGCAUUUAAAUGAUCAAUAAAAUUUGAUAUAUAAUUAAA